Molecule: messenger RNA, 1821 nt
Organism: Zymoseptoria tritici IPO323
Lineage: Eukaryota; Fungi; Ascomycota; Dothideomycetes; Mycosphaerellales; Mycosphaerellaceae
Exons: 2
Coding region: 1-1821 (606 amino acids)
Biological process (GO): dephosphorylation
Molecular function (GO): phosphatase activity
Source: RefSeq, a predicted model, not a curated record
AUGCUGUCCUUCCUCACCAUCAUCGCCGGGCUCGCCGCAUUCGCCCCGCUUGCCCACGCACAAGAUGAUCCCGAAUACACCGUCUGGUCGUCCGUCGUCCUCACCCGCACAGGAGAACGUACACCCGAUAUGAUCACCGACUCGCCGACCGUCUUGACUUCAAUCGGAGCAAAUCAAGCAUAUGCUGCCGGCGAAUUCUUCCGCAAUCGUUAUAUCGAUUCAAAUUCCACCGACAAUAGCACGAAUGGGGUUGGCACUGCUCGAGCGCCGAUACGAGGACUGAAUGCCGAUACAUACGAUUCUCUACAGACUUGGGUCUUGACAAGAGAUCAACAAUACUUGAGUGCGACUGCUCAGGCCUUCCUUCAAGGUUUAUAUCCUCCACGGUCUCCAAGUGCAGAUCCCAACGACAUCACAGCGGACGACACAUAUAUCACCGGCCCUCUCAACGGCUACCAAUACCCCUUCAUCCAAGCCGCGAGCGACCUCGACCCAAACUACAUCUACCUCGACGCAACCCACCAAUGCCCCUCCUUCACCCGCUCCGUCCGCCAACUCCGCUCGAACACCCAAUUCAGCACGACCCAAACCUCCUCCUCAUCCCUCUACACCACCCUCGGCAACGCCUUCUCCUCCGUCCUCGACCUCCAAUACUGGAACUACCGCAACGCCUACGCCCUCUACGAUUACCUCCGCCACCAAAACGCCCACAACAGCACCGCCCGCACCAUCCUCUCCAACCUCCUCACCAACAACUCAUCCACCACCGACCCGCUCUCCACCCUCCGCUCCCUCGCCGACGCCCAACAAUCCGCUCAACUCGCCAAUCUCACAGCUUACAACCCCGCGACCUCCAUCACCGGCUACCGCGCCCAUUCGGGAAGCAUCUCAACCAUAGCGGGCAACUUCCUCGCCUCCUCCAUCCUCACUUCCCUUUCCACCGCCCUCCGCACCUCCACAACCUCGAAUAAACUCACCCUGCUCUUCACCGACUACACACCCUUCACCUCCUUUUUCGCCCUCGCCUCUCUCCCGUCCCAAUCCUCCAAUUUCACCGGCCUGCCCAGUUUCGCCGCAAGCAUGGUCUUCGAAGUCUUCUCAUACCUCAACGCGUCCAACAGCACCAUUCCCCCCAUCGAAGAUCUCCGCGUCCGCUUCCUCUUCCGCAACGGAACGGACGACGGGGAGAGAUUCCUUAGUUACCCACUUUUCGGCCGACCGAAGGCGCAAGCGGAUAUGUCCUGGCCGGACUUCGCCUCUGCGAUGCGCGACAUCGCGAUCGACGACGUGAGUAGCUGGUGCGACAUCUGCGGUGCUACUCGAUACGAUGCGUGGAUUUGUGCGGCGAAUGACUUUGGCGACGGGGGGGAUGGGUAUACUGAGGGGAUGGAGAGACGCGAGCGGGAGGGUCUCAGUCCCGUGGUAUCGGGCAUCAUCGGCGCGAUCGUAGCACUCGCUGUUGCGGGACUAAUUUUCGGGGCUGUAAUGCUCCUCGCCGGGCUACGACUUCAUAGGAGAGACGCCUCCUCCUCCAGCAGCGGCGGUGGACGGAAGAGUUCGCUGGGAGGAUUCAAAGGCGGGCGGAAGAUGGCUAGUGAUCAGGACUUGACGAUUCCGAAGGGUGGGGGAGCGGGGGCGACGGUCGUGGUAGGGGUGGGACAUGAACGGGUGGGGAGUUGGGAGUUGGGAAAGGCGGAUGUGGGGAGGGAGGUUGGGAGUGCGAGGCCGAGUUUGCAGAGUGGGAGGCCGAGUAUGGAGGAGAGAGGGAGGGAUGCGUUUGUGGAUGAUUUGAAGCCUGUGGUGCCGCAUGAGAGGGUGUAG